AUUUAACUCUUAUCAUUCUUUAGUCAGUGUUAGUCUCUUAGGUUUUGAUGUUCUGUAACUGGAGGAAGCAUUCUCUUUGCAUAAAUUUUCUGUCUUUUCUAUCUCUUUAAUCUAUUCCCUUUGCAGCUGAAUUUAGUUUUAUAUUUUUUUCGUCAUUCCGAUUAUGUUGUAACUUCUAUUCAUUGUCCACUUGGGGAAAAUCGUUUUAUAUUGCUUCAAAUUUGUGACCGUUAGGGAAAAUCUUGAAGAUGGUCAGGAAAGAGGAUGUGGAUUUCUAUUGCGGAUUAUCGAGAAAAGAGCUUCAGAGUUUGUGCAAGAAAUAUAAUUUGCCGGCUAAUAGAUCAAGCUCGGAUAUGGCUGAAUCAUUGGCUUCUUAUUUCGAGUUGCAGAAAAAUAGUUGGAACUCGGUAGGCUUUGGGGUCGCUGGGAAUCAAGUUAGUUCAGCUACAACUUCUAGAGCACCAGCAAGUAGAACAUGUGAUGCGAAAAGAGAUUCUUAUGGUAAUGAAUUGGAUAUAAGCCGAGGAGGUUGUUUUCAAGGUACUGUGGCUAGAGAACCAGGCUUUAUCCUUGGGGAAAGUACACAGUAUCAGGAGCGAAAUGGUGGUUUGAUUGAUUCUGAAUGUGCCCCUCCAUAUAUGAAGAAAUUGAAUGGAAACGGCCCAACGGAUUCUCGGCUGGAAAAUAGAAUGAAAGAGGUAGACAGUGGUGGUAGUCAUAGUUCGUCUUCGUUUGAGUUUCAUGUCAGUUUGGAAGAGGGUAUUAGCCUUUCCGUUGAUCUAAAUUUCAAUCCAUCAGACUGGAUUAAUAGCAUGAGAGACGAGGUCAAUGUAUGUGAUAGCAUGCGUCGCAGAAAAUCUCCACAUCCUGAUCUUGGCAUUGAUAAUGCUACAAAGUGUAAGAAACAGAAGAGUUCAGGGCAAGACAAAGAUGGGCAUGUAAGGAAAGAAUCAUCUAUAAGUCCGGAAAUAAAAGACAAUACUCAAGUACCCUCUGAUCAUCAUUCCAAUGGUGAACGGUCUCUAGCAUCAUCUGCUGCUAUACAACCAUGCAGCAGAAGCAGUGCGGGCUCAGACACUUGCAAGGAAAAAGAUGGGCUUAACUUGUCCAUUCCUGAUUCUGCAGGACCUGGCCAGAUUGUAUCAUCUUGUGUCGAGUCGUAUAACAAAAGCUGCUGUGUAAAUCCAGGUGACUUGGACUGUGUUAAUCUUCCUGGGAAGAAGUUGUCAAGUGAAUCUGUUAUGGUUGCCACAGAGCAGAAUCAUCCAGCUGGUGAUAUCCUUAUUGAAAUUCCGGAAAAUCCAUCCAUGGAAAGAUUUCAAAAGGUCGUAAACUCAAGUACUGCAAUUUGUCCACGGGGAGCUGGUUCUGAACUAUCAUCAUCAGAAGCAGAGGCGUUUUCACCUCGCAAGACCAGUAGAUCCUCAAAUAUCUCUUCUUCAGAGCUAAUCGUCGAUAGAGAGUCUAAUAGCUAUUCUGAAUCAUUCAAGUUCCUGUAUAAUGGAGGCAAGAACAGUCUGCCACCAAAUACUGAAGAGCAGGUAGAACACCAUAGUUGCAAGCAAUAAACACCUGAUUUAAGUGAAGUCUUAAGUGAACUUUUACACAUUCACAGGAAAAGAGCGAAGUUUUAAGUGAGCAGGACUUUGUUUUGAUGGUGAAGCAUCCGCUAUAUUGUAAGAUAGUGUUCAAGUGAUAGGAGAACUGCUAUUAUACCUGAUGUAGUGAUAGUCAAGAAAUGGCCUUUCCUCUGAUCAAGAGGUUUUUACUGCUGUUUUUUUUUUUUUUUGAGGUGUGAUUUUGUGCUCUCUAUAUAUCCAUAUCAUAGAGAAUGAUAAACCAAAAAAUCAUGAAGUAUUUAUUUUUCGUUGCUGGCUUGCACUUAGGCCAUCUGAGUAA
Eutrema salsugineum is the source of this 1899-nucleotide messenger RNA. RefSeq lists its product as uncharacterized. The transcript has 5 exons. Lineage: Eukaryota; Viridiplantae; Streptophyta; Magnoliopsida; Brassicales; Brassicaceae. The coding region runs from base 249 to 1568 and encodes 439 amino acids. The record is from RefSeq and is a predicted model, not a curated record.